CGCGGGGGCGGGGCGCGGCUACCGCUUCCGCCGGGCUAUGGGGCUGCGUGUGCUGCCGCCGCGGCUCCUGCUGCUGUCGGCGCUGCUGCUGCCGCUGCGGCUGUGCGGUGCCGAGGACGCCGCGACCCCGUCGCUGCGCCGCACGCAGGCCACGUUCUUGCCGCAGCCCGCCGUGACGAACGGGAGCCAGCCGGGCGCUCCGCACAACAGUACACACCGUUGGCCGCUGGGAUCGCCGGACUCGCCGCUUCUGCGUUCCCUCUACGUGGUUACGGGCCUCAUCGUCCUGGCCGUGCUAUACUUCCUUAUCCGGGCAUUCAGAUUGAAAAAGCCGCAGUGGAGGAGGUACGGGCUCCUGGCCAACACCGAGGACCCCACCGAGAUGGCAUCGCUGGACAGCGACGAGGAGACGGUCUUUGAAACAAGGAACCUGAGAUGAUGUAUAGGUCGGGAAGGCAGCAUUUCCAGCGGCCCUGUGGGAAAGACAAGAGACAGGGCCCCUCCCAGUGCUUGGAAUGCCCUGCUGAUUUUCCUGCCACCAAAGAACUUGUGUGGGGCCUGCCAGAAGCCGCCCCAGCCCUGCCCCCGGACAAGACCGCCCAGGAUACCGGCUGGAAGCCAGAGGGUCCCCGGCAGCAGCACGCAGAACUCUGAGGUCCCCUGGCCACGUUGUGACUUGUGCCGAUCACCCUUCCUGGUGGGGAUGCGGCAGCCCCAAGCUGAGGCCUGGUAGGCGGGUGGGCUAGGGGGCCUGUCUGGGAGCACCGUAUCCCUGGGCUGAGGACAAUAAAGGCAACC
Molecule: messenger RNA, 798 nt
Organism: Mesoplodon densirostris (Blainville's beaked whale)
Lineage: Eukaryota; Metazoa; Chordata; Mammalia; Artiodactyla; Ziphiidae
Gene: FAM174C
Product: family with sequence similarity 174 member C
Exons: 3
Coding region: 38-439 (133 amino acids)
Cellular component (GO): extracellular region
Source: RefSeq, a predicted model, not a curated record